GCUUACCAGCGGUACAAUAGUCAAUUUCGGUGAUAAUUGCAUAAUAAAUAAUUGUAAAAACGUUACGUGUGGUGUAUUUGUCACGCAUUCGUCGCUUUUGUAAGCAAAGCGAUGAUUAUUAGUUUCGUAAACAACCCAGCCGAAUGUGAUAAUGAGUGACAUUAUCGCAUUAUCAUAAUUGAUGCGCGUUUUAAUGCUUGAGUGGAACAUUAUGCGGCUGGCAAAUGCAGUCGAUGAUUGUACUUUGCACGCGCUGCACAUAUCAACACGCAGUUUAACGCUGGAUUAAUUAGUGUAAUUUAAUGAAAUUAGUGCAGUUGUAAUUUGUUUAUUAUGGAAGUGAGUGGUAGUGAUAAGGUGGACUCUGAGGGUGGUGAAUCGGGAGAUGUUGCUGAUACGGCUGAGGCCGGGGAUACAAGUGCAAGUGAAUCAGAACCGCUUCAAGAUGGAAUAUUCCCGGUGGGAUUCAUGUCCAAUGACUUUGAGCCGAGGGCUAGUUUGGUGGAAGCUGCACGUGUGUAUCUGCUGCUGCCAAAGAACACACCGGUGUCGAGGGCCGCCAGGUUUCAGUGGUUGUUGGACCAUCUGAAUUGUGUCAUAACUGUGCCAUCCAAUAUUAAAUUAAGUAAUCAAUCAAAUGACUUGGAAAUUAUAUCAAUCGUCCCGGUGACUGAUCUCGACUCAGCUUCGCAAUUCCUCGUCACCACCUCAACGCAAGUGAUCUUUUUGUCUCAAGUAUACCGCUUCGUCUACUGCCUGGACAUGAGUCCAUCGCAUUCGGCCGUGGAUGUGGACCGCGGCCAGGUGCUUUUCGACGAAAUCAUCAAUUGUUUCCGCAUUAGUUUACUAGGCUUAUGUAGACAGUUUACAAUACCUGGCUGCGCGUUAGAAUUCCAACCGAGUUUAUAUCUCACCGUGAUUGUCAACACGCCGUUUUUUAUUAGCCCUGCACAGCAGGUUAUUAUUAAAGGAGUGCAGGUUUCUAGUCACAAUGUGCAGGAUAUUAUCAAUUCGGUGCAGACGCAGUUCCAUUUGCUUGAGGGGCGUAUCGCAGAAGUAUCUGCGCGGGCUUAUGAUGAAAUUGAACAACAAAUGCUUGACAAUGAAAUGAUGGUCGGUGGAUUGUUUGAUUUGGCGGAAACCGAGUGCAUUGCUAAGAUUGCAAUGGUUUCGCCGGAUUCUAAUUUUGUCAACAUGUUGCGAUACUCCAUGUUAGCUACGUCAUUGUUACCUGAAAAUAGUUUAAGUCAUAUACUAGUCAUAACUGAUGGAGUCGUCGCUGUACCACAUUCGAACAUCAUAGAAUCGCUUCUCUACCAAUUGCACUACGACGGAAUCUCCGUCUCGUUCCUGAAAGUCGGUUCUUCUUUCAAGCCGCACACGAGUGCCGGUUACGUGUCGUACGACGAUCUCCUCGAGUUCCUGUCGCAUUCCACGCUCGGAACUGUUUUGGAUUCAUUCCCAGUAGUCAAACCUGAACCAACUUUAGAAAUGAACUUAUAUCAGCAGUUAUAUUUACUGUGGUCCUUCCAUGGCAACUUUAAGACUAAUCUAUGUCCAAAGAAAGAAAUAAAAGAUUGCAAUUCUAAUUUUAUAAAUCGCGUGCCAAGUUUACUAGUAAAACGCCAAAGCGAACAAAAAGUCAAUUCCACACUGCUUCUAUUAGUCUCAAGAAGAAUGAGAGAAGGAUAUGUAGUUAAUGAUGUUAAAUCAAUGAACAAAAUGCUCCGUAUAAAGUUGACUCUGCACUGGAAGACAUACAUCUACAUCCAUUACGAACUCAUGUCAUCAUGGCCGGUGCGAAAAAACGUCACACACAUCGAAAUCAAUAUAUCAGCUCCAUACGAUUUUCUGCAUGAUAUAACUUGUGUAAUGAAGAAAGACACAAAAUCAACGUAUCGACAAGCCGUUUUCGAACGUUUCUGGAUACGUUCCACACAAUUAUCCUCCAGUGACACAGUCCUGGCGCAACAAUUGUCCGCGUUUCAAAGCUCCAACGCAUGGCACACAUUUCCCGAUAGUGUACGUAAUGGCAUGCCGGUAUUCACAGCGAUUAGCACAAACUCACACGAAAUGUCUUGUAAUCUUUCGCUGACACCAAGCGAUCCAGGUUCGAAAUUCACACAAAUUUGGCAACCGCUUUGUCACAUCGAUACGAACAACUGGCGUAAAUGGUUUCACGUGCAUAAAAUCUCGCUUAUUCUCAAACACGACCGACAAUCAUUAUCGUCUUCAUCCGGAAGGUUUCAGGCGAUACAAUGUCGUCAAGCUGCAACCGCGCUGUACAAUCUAUUAAGUGAUUGGAGUUCAUUUGUCUUGAUUGAUAAUCAUACUUAUUUAAAAUUAUUAUAUCAAGAGACUAGUAGUCCACCGGUUUGGUUCAGUUUAGUGAGGAUAACUUCAAAGUUACCAUGCGCAACAAUCACGUUAGGUUUUGUCAGUGGAACGCCUGGAUAUAUCAGACAUAGAAUCUGUGAAGAACUGCGAACUGAUUUAGCAUCAUUGUCGUAUCUUUCUACUCCGUUAAAAUCAAAGGAUAAUAUCGGUUGUGUGUUACUUUUGAAACCUCUGGAGAAGAUUCUGAUUAGAUAUGAACGUAUGCCAACUGAUUUUCACAUGGUAAUCUUUCCGGAUGGCACGCAGAAUUCGCAACAAAGUUUACCUCCGUCACCUUUAGCAGGGACGUUGUUUACAACACUCUCGAGGUAUUUAUUUCAUCAGAGGUGGGUUUGGUCUGCUCAGCAUUUACCACAUCUGAAGUUAAACAUGCAGUCGAUAUCGAGAAUAUUGAGCACUUUAACUAAGAUGAGGAUUAAAGAGGGUUUCAAUUUUGCGCAUUCGGCUGCUGGAAUUACUACAAUGGUUUUGGAGUUAUUGAUGGAUUGUAACUCAAGUUGUGUGUUGCAAUAUGUCAUCUUUCCACCACAUAGUGUGUGGUGUGAUGAUUAUAAAAGUAACAGUGGGUCCGAGGAUGAGUUUGAUAACAAAACAGAUUCGGAAUUUCAAAUUGUUACUGAGGUGUGGAUUGAACCGCAAUUCGGGAAGGUUUUGCCGGUUAAUCCGAAGAUAUCGUAUAUGGAUGGGAUGCAUUAUUACGAAUUAGCCGAUAUGAUAAAAUUGAUGGAUAUGCGCUGUAUUCAUUCAUUGCUCACAAUUGAACAUUUGAGUUUAAUAUCUCAGGAGAAAUACAAUGCGGAUCAUGCCGAUGUGCCUAUUACAACGAACAAGAGAUCUCUAAGAAGGAGGUACAACUCAUCCUCCAAGUCCUGUGUCAUACCACCGAUGAAUUCAGAUAUUAACACGACUCAUUGGAAUCCUACUCUAGUACAAAGAAUUCAACACAUCCCUUUUAAUUUCGACCCGAUUAACAUCCUCCCAUUAUGCCAGCAAACGGAAUUAUUAUUUUCGAUGUUCAUCGAAGAACGCGAAAAAGAAAUUGUUUCUACAAAUAAUCACACGAAAGCAAAUCAACUUUUAUUGGAUAAUAUCCAGAAACAUUUACACUGGAUAAAUGAUCAUGAAUUAUCCUUGACCGAGAUUGAAAGCCAUCGGUUUCGCACACAAGUGUGUCAUAGACACCGCAAUAAAGACCCACAUUUUUGUCCUUUGAAAGAUCUACCAGAUGAAGAACACGAUUAUUCUUGCAUGCGAAAAUCACAGUGGAGAUGUUUCGUUAAAGGAGUUUCAAUGACGCAUGUUAUAUUAACAUUCGUGCCUGCAACUCUAGAAGAUUUGAAAGACAUGGUCACACUUGAAUCAACAAUGGCCACUUCCACUCCUCAUACUAGCAUCAGUCCCACAGAAUCAGAACGCGCUGAUUCACAGAAUAGCAAUUGCAGUGAAGUACCAAUCAAUGUUAAACACGUCAUAACUCUUCCUGUAUAUGUCUACGACUGUCCAGUUGGUAUCCUAGUUGAUUCCUACAUAAAUACCGCCGAGUUAAAAAUCCGUGACGUGUAUGAAGAUCAUCGAUACAAACAUGGCCACUACUUUCAUCCGGAUUCUAUAAAAUUGAAAACAGAUGACUCUGUUAACACAUCUCCGGAGCCUAAGAGUGACGAGUCAGAAAUGGAACCAAGAAAUAACGCAAAACAACAUUGUAAAGCGAUUGUAUUGACACAUUCAAAAUGUUUCGCGUUGAGUUUGUUCAAUGCUUUGCACUGUAACAGUUUCAUUGAUUGCAUGGACGUGCACGCUGCGAUGGAUCAAUGUGAAGAAACACCGUUUGAGAUAGAUAUCACUGAUUAUAUAGAAGCUGUGUGUGCGCAUGUUAAAACUUCAUCGAAAGAUGAUAUCAAAUUGGAUCAGCUUCAACAAGCAGCGCCAUGUGAUGAACUACGGCCUAUACACAAACUAAUCAAGGAUAAAUUCCUAAAGAUAACAAACGAUGCAUUUCAGCCUAUACCAGCCGAUAGGGAAUUUUAUUACUGCAGAAAUUUGAAUGAAAUGAUACAUCAUAAGAAUGUGGAUAGUGAUGAUGAGUUGCCAUCGAGGAAUUCACGCGUAGAGUUUAAAUUAACCGACUCUGAGGAUGAAGAUGAUGAUGAUGACGAGGUGAAAAUCGUAGAUCAUACAGAUCUAAGUCCGUUGUUCCUCCAUUUUGUUUGUACAGUCAGAUACAACAAUCAAGUGCACAAUAUUUCCGUACAAUAUCUACCUACGUGUUUGAGUGACUUAUUAGAGAGUAUUGAUGUUGAUGACAGUGUAAACUUCACAACAAUGCAGAUAUCUUUGGAUGUUUUAUGUUUAACACUGCCGAAUGAUGUACAGAAUGUCAUCAGUGAUUAUUCCACCAAAGGAUUCCGUACGACUUCGUUUUGUUCGGAUGGUUUUCUACCCAGUUGCAGUUCUGCAUCCGAAGCGAGUUUUAGCUCAGAUUUCAAAGAACCAGAACCUUUGUUUUACAUUCCUGAUCUACAAAAACGCGCGGUGCAUAAACUAAAAGAUGAAAUCAGAUGGUUUCUUCAGGAUGAAAUCGCCACGGCGUUAUUAGACAUUGAACCUGUGUCAAGCAACACCCUCCAUUUUGUUAUGAAACACGUCAGUGAAAGCUCAUCGAGAGAUUCUUGUAUAAUGGAAUUAAUCGAUUUAAACUUUGUGUAUGGCACAAAUCAAAGCUAUGCGAAGUUUGUUGAUGAAUUCUGUCAAAUAUCUAUACCUUCAUAUAAAUUAUCAAAAGAAGAAGAUUUAUAUUAUCUUACUAAGUCAAAUGAAGAUGACGAUGAGAAUACAAACAAUGAAUUAUGGGAGAAAUACAAAGCGGAAGUCGCGGCUGGGAUAUUAACCAAUGACAACGAAGGUGACACCAUUGAAGUAUCACAAAGUGAUAUUUCCAGCAUGAAUAGCAUACAUUAUGACAAUCUUGAGGCUGGUUAUGAUGAAGAUGUAAGUGAUAUUGAAGAAGACUACGCUUGGUUGAUAGAUCUACAAAACAAACGCUCAAAUCUUCCGAAUUUCUGGUUAGUCACACAUGUUGAACAAGAUGUCGUCAAAGUAUACUUCCAUUGUCGCUUUCUCGAGUUGAAUACAACCCACGUUGGGAUUUAUCUCAGUGUACAACGUGCUGUUUUAUUCGAGAUUCGCAAUUUGUGCAAACGUGUAAAUCAAGCUUUACUAUUACAAUCUUUACAUGAUACAAGAACUUGUAAUCAUCUUUUGGAACCGGACGAGAACUCCGACUGGAAUGAGAAUAAUAUCAACCGGACGGUGUUGCAGAGGCUUAAAAGUAUGGAGGAAAUGAAUGAUGAGAAUGAAUCGAUUCCUUCACCGCACAUUGAAGCUUGUUUACCCUUUAAAGUUGGAUAUUUUAGUUGUCCUGUCGUAUGGGAGAUACCUUUCAUUUUACAUCCGAGAUUGAAAACAGGUCCUGGUAAAAGUUCAGGGCUUUCUAUAGGGAUAUCAGCGUUGAAGACAGUGUUGGAUAAAUUCAGCGUCACGAACAGAAGCAAUAUGUUUGUGUAUAAAGAUAGUAAUAGUAAUGUGUUCUAUCUGAGACUGCAUGAGAAUAUGCAUAAUAUUUUCGUUAAGGGUAUGCCGAUGAAAUCGAAUGAAUUUGAACAACCUGUGAGUCGUAGUCCGUCAAUUGCGUCGUUACCAAUUGGACCACAGCGGAGUGUACUUACCAGAUCGGAUUUUAGUAUUUCAUCAACAACAAGUUCUGAAAUUCGUCCACGUGUCAGAUCCUUCGGUGAAAAAGACACGAAAGAAGGAUAUAGUGAAGAGGCUGUCACAUUAAAAGUAUACGGAAUCACUCAGGUAGGUGAGGAUAUUCGCCGGGAUUUAAUGCAAGUUCUACAAAAUCGUCUGGAUGAUGCUGUGUUGGAGUUGUUGUCCGUGAUGUUGGCCCGCAAUGCGAUGUGUCCACUCACUCCGGAAGAUGUCCACUUCCUACAGAAGCCAUUCAAACAACCCGAGGAUAUAAUCCGGUUGUCUAUUCAGGAAUAUUCGCUCAAAUUCCUCGAUUCUUUUAUUCUCUAUCUCAAACAAAACCUGCUGCAGUUUCUCAACAUACCGAAAUAUACCGAUCCGAAUAAUUUCCGGUUUAAAGACUACACGGAGAAUGAAAAUAACAAGAUCAUCGAUGAUAAUAUUUUCAUUUACAAUCAAAGUACGAAUCCAGCGUCUGGUAGUCGUGGAAUUGCUUGCAUCGCACUGGCGAUAAUUGAAGAAUCAAGUACAAGUUUAGAUAAGAUUGAUAUAAAUUUACAAGAAUUGAUUACAACUAAAGAAUAUAUCAACCUAAUCGCUUCCAAAUCGGUGGAAAACAGUUCACCUACAGUGUAUCUAGAGUUCAGAAUAUGGAAACAAGGACGUGUUAAUUUUGACAUCUUAAGAGAACGACUUUGUGCGGCUACAAGCCACGCAACGUGGGAUAUUAUCAUGGAGCAUAGUUUUCUCAAGCAAGGUUUAUGCGUGGAAAUUGAUGAAGAGUUACCAAUCGCCAAGUUUUUGAUUGAUAACGAAACGAAAGAACAUCGUAUACAUUUGUCACUGGAUGCUACACUAGAGGGUGCUGAUAUCAACGAGAUUAUGAAGCGUAAUGAAGGAAAAUAUGAACAAGUCGCCGGUAGACGAAGGAUUAAACGGACUAUUCCGCCACAAUCAACAACACAACGCGCUAUAUUUUUCGAUAAUAACUUCUCGCAUGUGCCUACGAGUCGUGUACGCAGUGUUGUUGUAGAUUCAUACGAAGCAGGCGAUGAUGGCAGACUUGUAAAUAUAUUCGAAGUGGUGAUAAUCAAACAAUGGUUUGAUUUUGCCAUGGAGAUCAAAGCGCCUGCGCUGCGGUGUAUUGUAAUGAGAUUACAUCAUUCACAUCCUCUGUAUGGCACUAUUGCAGAGUUACAAAACAUUAUUGGUAAUUUAAGUAAUGACACCGUGAAGUGUUUCGCGUUUGAUGUGUCUAGAAAUGUUUAUACUCCGUAUAAAGCUUCUUGUUCAAUUCAAAAAGCGAUUAUAAUUGCGAGGAAUUUCGAGCAUUGGAAAAUGCACCUUCUGUCAAAAGAUGGCAGUGAAUAUCCUGAAUUACAACAAACAUCGUUGAAACACUAUCAGAAGUUUCUGCCUGGAUAUGUGAAUAACCAGUUCAUAUCCCGACAGAAACUAUUAUGGGGUGUGGUUGAAAGUGAUCAGAUUGUGUUGUAUACAUAUAACUGGUCUAAGGAAAUGGUUAUGAAACUGAGGAAUCAGUGUAAUAAUGUGGAACAAUGGUUGAAUGUACGUGCGGCUGUGUUGAGUGCAACUUGCGCGCAGAAAUUAGGCGUUUUUCAUAAUCAGGCAAUGGAUAGGAAUACGUUCAACAUCAGUAAUCCCUAUAUACAUUGUAUUGGAAACGUAGAGGCUAUGAUCAAGUUUCCUAAGGAGCAUACAAAACGCGGCAACCCAAAUGACAGCGUACCGCUGGAAAUCUUCAGAGAUCAUCAUCGCACUGUUAAAGAUGAUCAUUUUGAUCCGAUUGUCGCAGCAACUGUGGAAAUGUAUGAAAUACGCAAACAGGAUAAAAAGAAUCGCGAGGAGUUGAAGAAAAUGUAUUCGAUGUAUCAAUCACGGACGAAUUCCAGCACACCAGGACAAAUACAACUUCUAGUUCAGAAUUCACGUGUGAUACAUUAUUGUCACACGCCAUUGUUGUAUCUGCCAAGAUUGAGGUUACAAGCAGCUGCGACACGGGAUCAUUCCAUUAUGAAUCCGGCGAAUUAUACUCUGCCGGAUUCGAAUGGUGAGAAAUGGCAUGAGGUGCUAUUCCAAGCUUUCAUCUCUGAAUAUAAAAGAUAUUUACAAACUUUGGGAUUCAUGGCGUUGGAAGUGGAACAUCCGGUGAAGAAACAUGGCGCUGGUAAGAAGCAACACAUUGUUCAGAGGGAAGUAUACUACAUGCACAAAGCCAUCUUGGGUGGAAUAUUGUUAUUCACAAUGGAAUUAUGCGAACCUUUCUUCAUCACUAAGUUACAUUCGGUGGAGUGUAAUCGUAUCGCCACGUCAAACUCACGCGCCGCCAUUAAUCAAUUUACUCAAUCAUUCUUGGAUGAAUCCGAUAAAAUCAAAGUCUACACGCAUUUACACUCAUUCACCUACGAUUUCCAUCUGAGAUCAGUUUGUAAUUACAUUGGAAACACCGCCGGGUACAAAGUAUGUGAAGGUUAUCACCUUACAUUUCUAGAUGAUUUUAUGAAGUACUAUAAUAAAGCACCGAACUAUGCGCGUAAUUUAGUACAUGCCGAUACGAUUGUCAUAAGAAAUCUACGCACCGAAGGAAAACAUCUUUAUAAUUAUCUGUUGAUCAACGUUAAACAGUACAACUUCAACGUGGUGAAUAUGUCUGAUGAGUUGACGAAUGCCACAGAGUAUGUGUUGGUUCAAGUGUCUAAUAUCUCCGGUGUGUCAUAUAAGGACUCACAGGAUCGGCAACAUACGGAUGACUUUGAUAUUACGUUGAUUAUUUCGAAGAUUUCACCCGGGGAUACGAAUGAGUACAAUUUGCAUUUGAAAUAUUAUUUAAUAUUGACUACAAGAAGAGAAAUCUAUCCGAAAAUUGAUGUGGAGAGAAAAUUAGGCAAAUUCCGAACUGUUUCCUGCAGUCGUGGUAAUUAUGAGGAACAAGCGAAUAAUGAGGAUGUCAUGUCCGAUCGUGAACUUGAACAAUCGCUGGAUUUGAAAUCUGAGUCGGAUAAAUCGCAAAUAUUACCGAAUUAUCAGUCGACUGAUGAAGAUUCCAUUGAAGAUAAACGCUCCCGAUUGAAACGCAAGCCGUCCUACAUGCAAAUCAAACAAGAAUCGGUGAAUUAUUUAGGUUAUUACUCGUCGCAUGAGCAAUUGAUGCAACAGUUGAUUUUGAAUUGUGCGGAGAACACGCAGAAGACUAUUAGGGAUAUGGUCACUCAAGGCAUGGUUCACUGUAGAACUCAUUUACUUUGGAACAAACUCUUAACGCAACAGGACUCUGGGCAGUUAACAUACGGCGAGUUUGUUGAGUUGAAAGGUUUGGCACGAUUGGAAAAUCUCUGUGACAUUCACCCUAACCUAGGCACGCUGGUGCGUCAACCGUUUGCGUGGUAUCAGGGACUGGCGAAGAUCUUGCUCAAUAAAUACCAGGACCAACAUAGAACGUACAUUUCAGAUGAUGGUAAUGUGCAACAUUAUGUGAUUUUGCAUCCGCGUUAUGUCGGAGCGUUCAUGAUGCUUUCCAUUGACAUGCAUACAAGUCGCGGUGAUUUGUACGCGGUGUAUCGAACGGCAAGUAAGUACGAUGAUUCGGAUGUGUGCGUAUCGGACCGUAAAACACUAUUAGACGGUUUUAUCAAUUGCAUUUGUUUCUAUUUAUGGAGCGGAAUGAUUUAGUUUGCAAUUCUUUUGGACAAAUUUAUAUUUUUUUAUCAAAUGUUAUUACUGAUGAAUUUUACGACGCAAAACAUUGAGAGAAGUGCCUUUAUGAAUAAAAUGUUCAUAUUUUUUUAAAGUGCAAUUUAAAA
Dalotia coriaria is the source of this 9968-nucleotide messenger RNA. RefSeq names its product KICSTOR complex protein SZT2-like. The record is from RefSeq and is a predicted model, not a curated record. Gene Ontology annotation, cellular component: peroxisome. NCBI's taxonomy places the organism in Eukaryota, Metazoa, Arthropoda, Insecta, Coleoptera, Staphylinidae.